AUGGAUGAUGAUGAUGAGUGGUGCCUGCCAGUGGCAAGUGCUGUGUCACAGCCACCAGUGGCAAGUGCUGUGUCACAGCCACCGUCACUGCCACGUGGCAACAGUGCUGCAGCCUUGGAGAGUCCGUGUGAAAAGGGCUGCUUGACUCAGGAAGAAUUUUGCAGACUGAAAUUGAAGUGGGAGGGGAAAUUGUUCAUCGACCCUUCCCAGACCAGUUUGGGCACCUGGCUCUCAGGCAGAACGCAGAAUGGGCGCUUUCUCGUGUUUUGUUCGGUAUGCGCCAGGCUGAAGGAUUCGAAGGAUGGCCGUAGCAGAAGCACCGCCUGGGCCACCGGUUUUCAGCCUACCGUCAGAAGCUUUCACUUGACUCAUGUGCAGCGACACAGCUCCACGUGUAAGGUGCACAAACAGGCUGUGAAAGAUUAUUUAAAGGCCUUGGGUUUGCAGAGUGAAGGGCCUGAAGACGAAAGCUGUUUUUUGAACCGUGAGCAGUUUCAUGCUGCCGUGCAGAAGACAUGGGACGGCUGCAGAAAGGGUCAUUCUUUUCGAAGCCUGGCAGAUGAUGACGUGGGUUCAAAGUCACGUGCUGGUCGACUUGUUGAGGUCAUGGGAUGCGCAUGCCUUGCAGAGGAACAAGAAUUUCUCCGGGAUUCUGAUGUUCUGGCUUUAUACCAAGACGUCCGGGCUGGCAUGUUGUGCAUCCGAUACUCUGCAGUUUCGCUAGACUCACAGCUUUGUCGUCACGGUGUGCUCGGCAUUUGUCAUAAUGCUGGCACAAAAAGCUUGGAUCUCGUCGAAGCGAUGGACAAAGUGAUUGGCAGCUUUUGUACGCUAGAUUGUGAUUCUGGUGACAUGGAUCAUGAGCUUCGACAGCACAUAUGCGAGCAUGCUGAAUUUUUGCAGGCUGAUGGUGCAAGUGAUGAGCAGCUCACAAUGCGAUUUGCGGAGCAAGACUUGCUGACGAAUGUGCGACUGCUUGACAGGGAUCCAACGCAUGCAGCACGCCGAUUGCUUCGAAACGCAUGGCGGGCGGACCCUUAUUUGGAAUCAGUCUUAGACCAAUACAUCACGUCACCGGAAUCUAUGACGGCACUGAUCCAAUACUCCGCAGACCUGAAACAUUUGUUCGAAGUUGCAGUGCUGAGCGAUGACAACGCUCCAUUUUCAGUCCGAAACCUCGGAUGGGCGGCACACCGAUUCGAUUCCAUGACGCGGCCUCUCUCGCGCUUUAUCGUACUAUUCGAUUCUAUCUGGGCAUGCGGGAUCGAUGUGUGGAACAAGCGAAAGGGAACUCGCCCUGGCGAGAGGGCACAUUCCUUCUUGUCCGAAAGCAGCGCAGAGUCUUUGCUACAGCUGGCGAUGUUAGCAGACUGGUCAGCCGAGACCCUUGACCUAGUGCGAUUCUUCGACAGGGAGACUUUCGACUCCGCUUCCGUGGCCGAAACGUUGACACAGUUUAAACACCGACUGGACACGCUUUUUGUUCAACGAGAGGUGUUGCAGUGCCCGGGUCACACGACUCACAUCAUAGCUUUGUUGAGAGCUAAAGAAAAAACAGCAGUGUUGAAGCAUGGUGUCUUGAAAGUCCUGGGUGGUCCUGACAGCAUUCCUCUUGAUCUUAUCGACCGCUGCAUUGCUCGCAUGUGCAAUUGGGUAAAGCUGGUUUAUGCCCGUAUUGCUGCAGAAUUUCCCAACCACGACCUGGUGAACAGUAUGUCGGUUUUCAAUUUGGGGGACAGCCUUGAGGCUGCAGAGCAGACGGGAAAUUAUGCGGACACCAUGAAAAAAGCACGACAGGAAAGCUUGCUGCGCCUCUCGCAGGCCUUCGGUGUGGCAGUGGAUGGACCCAAUCAACAGGAGUUGUUUCGACAAUACAUGAACUUGCGACGGAAUGCUCUGCAUUUGCUGAGGACGGGCAAAGCUGCGUCCAACGCAGAGGCGUGGAGAUUGGCCAGGUCUAAGCUAAAAGACAAAAGAUUGAGUCAUCACCCAACACACUUGAUCGAUGUCGUGCUUUGCCGCUACCAGUGUCUUAAUGGCUUCACAACAAGUGGUGUGGAGCAAUCGUUUUCUACCUUCGUGCGCACCUUGGGUGACUACCGGAUGCACAUGCAACCGUCGUUGCAAGAGCAUCUCCUGCGUGUGGUGCUCGCAGCAGAAAGCUGCAUGAGCAAAGGGUUCAAGGCGAUAUGCGAGCAGAUCUGGACACUUCGCUUCCACGAGUUUCGAAAACCCAUCAAAGAUCGCUUUCGGCGCGAACCAAGUGCUAGCAGCAAUGCCAAAACAGAGACAUCAUGGCAAAACCAGCGACGCUCGGCACUGCGUGCUGCUGCCGCAAGCUCUUCUGUCCGGGCCGAAGAGGAUGUCUUACAGGACGCAGCUGGGGUUGGUCGUCACUUUUGGCAGCCUGGACACAAUGAGGAAAUGAAAGUUCUGGAAAACUUGGCCAAGGAUGCCAGGCUGGAAGCCUAUGCUCGAAACCAUUUGCUGCAGACGGAAAUUGGUGACGAUGGUGAGGCCCUGUGCCAGGAUCUGCAAGCCAGGCAAUCCAAGCGAAAGAAGCAGGAAGAUGAGCACCGGCGUGCAUUCGAGAAGAUGCGCCGUCUGGCCAAAAGGCCUGCGAUGGUUGUUGAUGCUAGCGUGUAUCUGCAUUUGGGGAAUGCGCAACAUGCUCUUGACGACAUGGCUUCAGCAAUGACACGCCAAAAUUUCACUCUGUCUGAGGAGUCGGAGGUUCUUUCUAGUGAUUAUCACGUGGUGGCGAGACUCGAUGCAGCUCCCGUGCAGGCUCGACUCGCUGCUGCUUUGUGUGGUACUGCCUUGUGCAACAUGAUGUACAUCACAAGUAGUGGGAAAGACGGCACAUGCAUUGCAAACAAGAGGGCUUUGUCAACACAGAGGCGGAUUUGGAUCUCUGAGCCUUUCUUGUUGGAAAAGCCGGCAGAGGCGGAUCUCCUGCUGCAGGCUAUCAGCAUCAAUGGAAGCAAUUGGCGAGUUGUGCCAGAACAGACUUGGUUGCAUCACGCGCUGAAUGGAGGGCCCAUGAAGUUCCUUGCUUUAGUGUCCACAGAAGAGAAGGAGUCAGAUUACAAGGACAUCAGGAACGCGAUGACUUUCGACUCAUUCCUCUCCUGGAUCGGGGACAUCGAUGCUGUCAGAUGCGCGCACGGUGCUGCAAACCGCUGA
This is a messenger RNA of Symbiodinium sp. CCMP2592, 3186 nucleotides long. The record is from the annotation of a GenBank genome assembly. Lineage: Eukaryota; Dinophyceae; Suessiales; Symbiodiniaceae.